Molecule: messenger RNA, 375 nt
Organism: Saccharomycodes ludwigii
Lineage: Eukaryota; Fungi; Ascomycota; Saccharomycetes; Saccharomycodales; Saccharomycodaceae
Gene: VTC1
Product: Vtc1p
Exons: 1
Coding region: 1-375 (124 amino acids)
Cellular component (GO): vacuolar transporter chaperone complex; fungal-type vacuole membrane
Source: RefSeq, a predicted model, not a curated record
AUGUCCAGUGCACCAUUGUUACAAAAAGCCCCAGGCAAGAAAAUAGCCUUACCAACAAGAGUUGAGCCAAAAGUCUUUUUUGCCAAUGAACGUACAUUUUUGUCAUGGUUAAAUUUUACAGUUAUGUUGGGUGGUUUAGGUGUUGGGUUAUUGAAUUUUGGUGAUAAAGUUGGCAGAAUAAGCGCAGCCUUAUUUACAUUGGUAGCUAUGGGUACUAUGAUAUACGCGUUAGUUACAUACCACUGGAGGGCUGCUGCCAUUAGGCGUAGAGGAUCUGGUCCAUAUGAUGAUAGACUGGGACCAACUAUUCUAUGUUUCUUUUUAUUAAUUGCCGUUAUUAUUAACUUUUUCUUGAGGAUGAAAUAUAGCGAUUGA